AUGGACCCCGAAUCUGUGGAUACGCUCUCGUCGUCCCUCUACUCGAGUCUCAAUUCCCUCACUCUCCCCGGCCCAGCGAUUCCGGGAGUCUACGCCGUUGACAGCGCGGCCGCAGGGGCUCCGAUCGACGUGCGCCAAGUGCUAGAAGCCCUUCUUGCCCAGGGGAAGGUGCUCGAUGCCUUGGAAGUCAAAGCGGACCACGUACUCUCGGAGGCGGUAAAGCUGUCGGUGAAGCUGCAGGAUAUGGAGGAUGAGCUGGCGGAGGCGAAGGAGGCGUUGAGGGAGAAGGCGGAGGCGGAGAGAUUGACUGGGACUGAGUCGAACAGUAUGGGAAGGGGAGUGAAAGGACACGCGGAGCAGUGUGAUAGUCAAUUGCAGCAGGACGCAGAUCAACGCCAAGUUCUGCUCGACCAGAUCAUGGCGGCAUUAAACCCUCCUGUCACCUCCCAGUCCAGCUCGAAUGAAGGGGCUGCUCCAAUCUGGCAAUCCGGUCCAACGAGGGUCAUCAUAGGACGGAAGGCCAUCAAGCGUCGCGAGGAUCAAUCCCGCGUAUUCGAGUACCUGGUGAAGCAGGCAGGUGAUUCCGCGGACGACUCCAUCUGGGUCCACGAGGACGACUUGCCGUCCACAGUCGGCGCUAGCGCUUCUCUCGCUAUCGACUCCUUCCUGCGUGACUGCGCAGAUAACCAGAUCGAAACGGGGCGUAAGAUGGCGUUACUUCCCGAGGCACGUAUGUGGUGGGACGAGCGGGGUAAGAGGAGGGAGGAGCCUAGUCCAGGCGAAGGGUCCGCCAGUCAGGCGAGUCGAGUCGUUCAAGAUCUCUGA
Molecule: messenger RNA, 825 nt
Organism: Dioszegia hungarica
Lineage: Eukaryota; Fungi; Basidiomycota; Tremellomycetes; Tremellales; Bulleribasidiaceae
Exons: 5
Coding region: 1-825 (274 amino acids)
Source: RefSeq, a predicted model, not a curated record